Messenger RNA from Dreissena polymorpha, 1976 nucleotides. RefSeq lists its product as uncharacterized. The transcript is spliced from 5 exons. NCBI's taxonomy places the organism in Eukaryota, Metazoa, Mollusca, Bivalvia, Myida, Dreissenidae. The record is from RefSeq and is a predicted model, not a curated record. Bases 627 to 1976 code for a protein of 449 amino acids. Gene Ontology annotation, molecular function: protein binding.
UUUUUGUGAGUGUAGUCACAUGAUCAAAUCGGAGGAAAAAGCUGGCAGCCAUUUGCCUGUUCUAUAAAAAAAAACGAGUCCAAGUUCACUCUAGUGCACCAGCAGGUUAAAAGAGGAGAGACUGAAGUGAAAGAGAAAGGGACUCAAUUCCAUAAAUUGAUCCUGAUUUAUACUGUAGGAUUAACUGCUAUUUGAAUUUUCGUCUGCAUGUAUUUCAUAAAGGACUGAAAAGCAUUCCUACAUUAUUAAAAGAAGUGAACUGUGAACUAUCUUAUUUAUGAUUUCUUGUUUAUUGGGAUACAACACAGCCGUAACCAUCGGGGUUACAGUAUUAUAGACUAUUUUAACAGAAUUAUACUUCAACUACAUGUACUUAAACAUGUAAAACUUCAUACACUAAAGUAUCAAAAUUGGCGACAGGUUCAUUUCUUAUGUUUUGAAACGUUGGCCUAUGGUUGAAAAGUUUUAUCGCACAUCUUGUGUUUGAAUUUAUCUGUGUUUCAGUGUUAAUUUUAACUUCUAAGGUUGAUAAACUUUUGGAACUAGCUUUAUUUCUUUCAUAUUUCACAAGAAAUAUACUUGAACGAUUUGAACAAAAAGGUUUUAACAUUAUAAACAGUAACAAAAUGGCAACAGGUUCAUUGUCUUCGGUUCCAAAACGUUUGCGUAUGGUUGAAGACUUUUCUUGCACACGUUGUUUAGAGCAGAAUCUUACGGAAUCUGCAGACAUUUAUUGUGAAAAAUGUUUAAGGUUUUAUUGUAAUAAAUGUGUUAUCCUGCAUAGUCAGUUUUUUACAAAACAUAUGACAUGUGGAAGGGAGGAUAUUAAGAAAUGGCCAGUUUCUAAGGCAGUGGAAGAUUUUCUCAGGAAGUGUGAGGUGCAUGAGGAUGAAACACUGACACAGUUUUGCCAUGACCACAGUCAGCUGUGCUGCUCUGCAUGUGUUGGAAUAAUUCACAGCAAGUGCAGUAAAAUGACCCCGAUUUCAGAGCUGACCAACACGCAGCCCACAGACCUACAGGGACUGUCAGUGGAGCUGGAAACUGUCAUGGGGGGAAUCAAAAGCCUACAGAUAAAUCAGGAGGCCAGUGUUCAGUCAUUGCAGAGAACAUACAAGGAACAUGGGGCAGUCAUGAUAGAACAAUUGCAUGGCAAUUUAAGUACUAAUAUAGAUAAGUGUUUUAAUAGUUCUGUGGGUACAUCGGGCAAUAAUUUAAAAGAAGAAAUGUGUUGGAGUGUUCUUUCUAUUUUGAAUGAAUUUGAUAAUAUUACUGUGAAGGAACUAAAUGACAUAAAAGAGGAAGUUAUAAGCAUAAAAGGGUCAGUUACAAGUUCUAUUUAUAAAUGCACCAGUCUUCACAAUGACUUGUCACAAUUCCAUGAAAUUGUUCAGAAAAUUGGAGAUAAUAAGGAGCUCUGCCUUAUAGCCAGCAUAAAAUGUAAGCAUAUAAUACAGCAGGCACUGACUCUGCUGUGGAAGUCAGGCAAGGUGUUUAAUGUCCAGAGUAUUACUAAGCAUAAUGUGAGAAUACCAAGUGAUAAAGGUGUAUGUCAUAUCAGAGGCAUAUGUGUUCUUCCCGAUGGGCAGGUACUGGUUGUAGACUGGAAUAAUGACAAUGUCAAGCUGCUGAACCAGCAGUACCAGGUGGUGAGCCACUGGGAUGUGAAUGCUUGGCCAUUUGACAUUUGUUUGAUCACACCCAGUGAGGUUGCAGUGGCUGUGUAUAACCAUGAUAGCAACAUACAUGAGGUCCAGUUUAUCACUGUCAACCAGGGAAAGCUUGUUUCUGGCAGGAAGUUUCAGUUACAACAUGAAUGUACAUUUAUUACCCAUCACCAAGGAGACCUUUUUGUCACCUCUGGUCAAGAACUGUACAAAUACUCACUGAAUGGCAAACUGAUCUGCAGACUCUACCAAGAUAGAUCAGGUGAUUUGCCAGGGAUUUGUCUAACCAUUGUGGACAAAGGAGUCUAG